CGUGAACGACUCAUGAGUAGACCCUUGUGUUUCGUUGCCUUGGUCAAUGCUGGGUGAGUGAUUAAUAAUGGCGGAGGAAACCAUCGUUAUUAAAGUCAUCUGCGAUCACCUCGGAUGUGUGGAGUACGAUGAGCUUCUGCAGAUGGCAGAAGUGGAAGAUUUGGAAAAUGUUAUCAAGAACAGCGACGUUUUCACUGUUAUACAACCAAGAAACCAUCAAAACAAGAGCAAAAAAAUCCUAGUCACUACUAAUAUCAGGCGCUGCAGAGCAAGAGAGUGUCAGGAGAGCUGUGCUGAUCUGCAUCUUUGUAAAUUUUACCUUGUGGGACAAUGCAACGCACAAAGGUGUAAAUACGGCCACAGUCUGGAGACGGAGCACAAUUCCAGAGUUCUACGUAAGCACAGCUUACAUGAUUUGAGCAAAGAUCAACUGCGUGUGCUGUUGCUACUGAACGACAGCUCCCUGUUGCCCAACGUCUGUGUCUCAUACAACAAAGGCAGUGGUGAGUUUGGGAACUGUCCGGAUAAGGAGGCCUGUGAUCGGCUCCACGUCUGUGAGAAGUACAUCAGAGGACUGUGUGACGGCAGCGUUGAGUGCAACAGAUGUCAUGAUUUCUUCGAGCCUCAUCCAACAAAAGCAUUCCAGGCCAAAGGAGUAGCCAGUCAUCUGAUAAAAUCUCUUUUGCUGAUCUAUCGCAGUAUUCUGACACUAAAGGACCACAGGUAUGCUCGGGAUAAACCUGCUGUCAGAAGCAAGGAGAACCCUCAAUCCAGCAACAGAGCCGGUGUAUACCAGUCCUUACAGAGCAACGCAGUGAAUGAGAUUUGCCUGUCGUUUAUCAGAGGAAGCUGCAAAUAUGGAGAUAAAUGCUGGAGAGUCCAUUUUGGCGUUCCCUAUAAGUGGGAGGUGGAGGUAGAUGAGGUUUGGAUGGACUUACCUGACAAUGAAGUGAUAGAAAGAGACUACUGCGAUCCAGCCAAGAUCCACAGUGUGGGCAGUGAGCCUGUGUGUUUUGACACAAUGAUGCACGGGCUUCACAGGGUGCGGCGUCUCUCUACAGUGUCUUCAGUGAUUGAACCCAGCUUCAGCCACACUACAAAGUGGGUCUGGUACUGGGAGAAUGAAUAUAAUAAGUGGAUCCCGUAUGGAUCAAUUAAGGAGAUGCAUAGGCUGUCCUGCAUCAACAGUGAGGCUCUAGAGAAAAAAUACCUCCAGUUCCUGGAGAACAACAGCCACGACGUGUUGAAAUUUUCUGCUGGUAAACAGUUUUAUGAGCUGAAUUUCAGAGAUAUGAAGCAGAGGAACGAAAUGAGUCACACAGAGCGAACAGUUAGACGCCGGCCGUCGUUUGUUUCUCUCUUCGACGUCCGGACUGCUAGAACCAGAAGAGGUCCAAACACCUACACUCAUACAGGUGUCCCAGGUUUUUGGGAUAAAACUGCAAUUCCUGAAUCUGGAUUUCAGCGAGUCUUACUUGACGCGUCUCACAAGGACUACGUCAGGGUACAGGAACAUUUCAAAAAGACUAUGAAGGACUUUAGCAUCCUGCGCAUCGAACGAGUCCAGAACAAGGAAUUGUGGGUGGAUUUUCAGACGAAAAGAGAGCGAAUGAAAAAAGCAAACAGCCACAAGAAAUACGCCGAGGGAGAGCGAUUGUUGUUCCAUGGCACCAACGCCAACAGUGUUGACGCUAUAUGUCUCCAGAACUUCGACAUGAGGGUAUCUGGAGCCAAUGGAACAGUGUACGGGCAAGGAAGUUACUUUGCCAGGGAUGCAAAGUAUUCCAAUGAUUACGCAGAUCGUUACGGUGAAAGAUCCAUGUUCGCAUGCAGAGUGUUGGUUGGACAGUACACGAAAGGAGCAUCCCAUUACCGCAGGCCUCCAGCCAAAGAUACAGCAGGAAAUCUUUAUGACAGUUGUGUAAAUGACGUACGCGAGCCCACCAUUUAUGUAGUGUUUGACCGGCCCCAGGUUUACCCGGAAUUUCUGAUAACAUAUGAGAAGACCAGGUUUCCUGAAGAGAUCAGCAUUAUUCCGUCUAAUUGCACAGCAAAUGUCAGCACGUGUAAUUCUGUUUUCGAUGAUGUGAGCCAAACAGCGAGUGGGAUUAUCAGCUCACCUCACAAGGUAAACAAUAUCACCUUCGGUUCAACUUGUACAGGAGAGACAUUAGCCGCCGCGAGCAUUCCCAUAACGGGAAACUCUUUUUUUUCUGCUUUGGGUUCGCCAGUGAAACCAGAGAAAGAUGUCUCUUUGGACACUCAGACAGAUGAUACAAAUAGCCUAAAUGUAGCUCAGAAAAGUGGGCUGUGUGUUCGUUCAAAGACGACUCAGGGUUUAACUUCACUCAGCAGGUUGCUAAAAGAGUCAGAUCGGGCCUUAUGUACAUCUGUUAAAAUUCCAGUUUUCUCCGGUUCAGAUCGUCUUCUAAUCGCUGUUGAACCUAGCUUAACAGAUAACAGUAUUCAAUCUGGGAUCGCCAAAAACCCACAAGAGUCUUCGACAGUUUGCGCCUCUGACUUAUCCACUGAAAGAAUGUCUCAGAGAUCACGGCAAGAUUCACAAAAUGCUGCACGUCUCAGAAGCCUAGAGUUCGCUAAAGCAAUGACUGACACUAUGGAUCCAUUUUCACCUUCUUCAGACAAGGCCAGGAUCCCUGAUGCUUCUUCAACCUCCUCCGUCUCCAUCUCAGAGAUGGAGAGCAAAAGCUCAAUGCCAUACAACACCAGUUGCUCUUCAGCUCUUAAUAAGUCUCCCUCUGAUGGUUCCUUGUCAGGAUCCUUAGCUUCCUUUUAUGAAACUCGCUCUUGUGAAAAUACCAGCCAAAGGUUUAAUGCCGUUGAUGAUGUAUUUAACGUGAGCCAACCAGCAGGUGUGAUUAGCACAAGUUCACCUCGAGAGGCAUACAUCACUUCUGCCUCAACUAGUACAGGAGAGGAAUUCCUCACUUCAAAGCCAGCUCAGGGUUCAACAUCGCUGAGCUACACUGGCUUGUCAAGAAAGUCAGGCCAGGAUUUGCUUGCAUCUGUGAAAAUCCCAGUUUCCUCCCAUUCAGAUAAUCAGCUGCUGAUCUCGGGUAAGUCUAGCGUAACGGAUAAAAGUAUACACUGUAAGCUUAGCCCAAACCCAGACUUGGUCACUACACAAAACUCUCAGAGCUCACAGCAAGUUUCACAAACACCUGCAGCCCGUAGCACUAUACCAAGUUCUACAGCCACGCUUCGAAACCUAAGCUCUGAUGCCUCUUCUGCCAGCAGUCAUUCAGAAAAGGAAAGCAAAAUAUCAGUGAAGUACCAAACCAGUUCCUUUUCAGCUGAUAAGCAGUCUCACUCUGAUGGCUCCUUGUCAAGUUCUUCAGUUUCCUUUUAUGAAAUGCAGCCUGUUGCUUUUUCCAGCAAACCAACUCCUCCGAAAGCCCCUAAAGAAGCAGAACAGCAGCAGAAGAACAUCUUACAAGCUCAACGUGCGCGGAAACCUUGUGUGGUGCAGUGAUUUUAAUUUAAUCGUUUACUUUAAAACGUGAUCGGGGUCAUUAUAUCUUAAGCUGUAUUUAAUACUGAGUGAAUAGUUAAACUGUAAUAUUUGAUUGAAGUAAUAAUUUGUUUGUAAACAUACAUUGUCUUCAGGUUACGCAGUUCAUCUUAAUCUGCUAUAAUUGUUGCUCCGUACGUCUUACGAAUGCAAUGUAUUGUAUGAAGAAAUCAACAGCCUCUUAUCUAAGAUCUUCUGAACGGUUGAAGGGUCUGUUCUUGUGUCUGAAGUCUGAAGUUUUAACCAUUAAACAGGCUUUUACGCCUUA
Molecule: messenger RNA, 3800 nt
Organism: Ictalurus punctatus (channel catfish)
Lineage: Eukaryota; Metazoa; Chordata; Actinopteri; Siluriformes; Ictaluridae
Product: protein mono-ADP-ribosyltransferase PARP12
Exons: 12
Coding region: 68-3493 (1141 amino acids)
Molecular function (GO): metal ion binding; NAD+ poly-ADP-ribosyltransferase activity
Source: RefSeq, a predicted model, not a curated record